Hippocampus zosterae (dwarf seahorse) is the source of this 3809-nucleotide messenger RNA. It is a transcript of the gene kbtbd2, whose product is annotated as kelch repeat and BTB (POZ) domain containing 2. Lineage: Eukaryota; Metazoa; Chordata; Actinopteri; Syngnathiformes; Syngnathidae. The record is from RefSeq and is a predicted model, not a curated record. The coding region runs from base 544 to 2415 and encodes 623 amino acids. Gene Ontology annotation, molecular function: protein binding. The transcript has 4 exons.
UCCGCGACUGGGUUCUUUCAGGCGCUUGAAAAUGCGCUGGAAGGCUGUCAUUUCGGCUCAACCGAACACACUUAUUUACCAUCGAAACUUAUCUUUUGGACUACGUUCUACACCUCCCGUUGACAAGAAACCACUUCGUGACCUCUCGUCGCUUGGAGUCAUCAUCAAACGAGCGCCGCUGCUGAUGUAGUUGUGUUGUGACGCUGGUCCCGCGUCGCCACUACCUCCAGCCUCCUCCCGACCCCCCGGUGCCUCUUCGCUGCUGUAUGACCUCUAACCUCUGCACACCAUCAAGACAGAGGAUUUCUUCCUCCGGAGCACCCAAGCUUGCCCUUCGCCUCCUCGCCAAGGAGCAGCCGGGUGACUCCACUUGGACCAGAGGAGCUGUCUAUCCCCCCACCCCCCCUCCUCCCGCUCCCUCUCCCUCCCUCCUUGUCCCAGAAUCCCUCAGAGGUCUACGGUUUUUCUUCUGGUGGUAUCGAGCCCGGCUCAGCCGGCCGCGCGUACUCUUCAAAACUGGGGCGCGAUUCGUGUGAUGCGACCAUGUCGGGUCUGGGCGAGCGCCGGCCGGUCAACGCGGACUACGCCGUCUCCCUGCUGGAGCAGCUCAAGUUCUUCUACGAGCAGAAGCUGCUGACGGACGUGGUGCUGCUAGUGGACGACACGGAGUUCCCGUGCCACAAGAUGGUGUUGGCUGCGUGCAGCUCCUAUUUCAGGGCGAUGUUCAUGGGCGGCCUGAGCGAGAGCAAGCAGACGCACGUGCACCUGAGGAACGUGGACGCCGCCACGCUGCAGAUCAUCAUCACGUACGCCUACACAGGCCACCUGGCCAUCAGCGACAGCACCGUGGAGCCGCUCUACGAGACCGCUUGCUUUCUGCAGGUGGAGGACGCCCUGCUGCAGUGCCGCGAUUACCUGGUGAAGAAGAUCAACCCCGAGAACUGCGUGCGCAUGCUGAGCAUCGGCGACCUGUUCAGCUGCAGCGAGCUAAAGCAGAGCGCCAAGCGCAUGGUGGAGCACAAGUUCCCCAUGGUGUACCGGCAGGACGCCUUCCUGCAGCUGUCGCACGAGCUGCUGCUGGACGUGCUGAGCAGCGACAACCUCAACGUGGAGAAGGAGGAGACCGUGCGAGAGGCGGCCAUGCUGUGGCUGGAGUACAACAUGGAGGCGCGCUCGCAGCACCUGUCGUCGGUGCUCAGCCAGAUCCGCAUCGACGCGCUCUCCGAGGUGACACAGCGGGCCUGGUUCCGGGGCCUGCCGCCCAACGACAAGUCGGUGGUGGUGCAGGGCCUCUACAAGUCCAUGCCCAAGUUCUUCAAGCCGCGCCUGGGCAUGACCAAGGAGGAGAUGCUCAUCUUCGUGGAGGCGCUGUCCGAGAUGCCGGUCAUGAACGUGAUGAUGCCGCUGGUGCCCGCCAUGGUGUGCUACAGCCCGCAGGCCGAGAAGGUCUACAAGCUGCGCAACCCGCCGCGAAACCUGCAGAAGGUGGGCACGCUGGUCACCCCCGACAACGACGUGUUCAUCGCCGGCGGCGAGGUGGUGCUGGAGAACGCCUUUAGCCGCGGCGGCGGCCUGCAGGUGGCGGUGGACAGCUUCUUCUGGCUGGACGCCCAGCAGAACACCUGGGUGGCCAAGACGCCCAUGCUGUGCGCCCGGCUCAAGCCCUCGCUGGUCUACUGCGACGGCUGCAUCUACGCCGUGGGCGGCGACAACGUCGGCGGCGAGCUCAACCGGCGCACGGUGGAGCGCUACGACCGCGUGAAGGACGAGUGGAGUAUGGUGAGCCCGCUGCCGCUGGCGUGGAGCUGGAGCACGUGCGUGGUGGCGCACGACUGCAUCUACGUGCUGACCCUCGACCUCAUGUACUGCUACCUGCCGCGCGCCGACGCCUGGGUGGAGAUGGCCCUUCGCAAAACCAGCCGCUGCUACGCCUCGGCCGCCGCCUUCGGGGACCUCAUCUUCUACCUGGGCGGCCUGCACGUGAGGGGCAGCUCGGCUCGCGGCGCCUGCCCGCCGCCCGACUCCUCCUCGCUGGACGUGGAGAUCUACGACAUCAACAAGAACGAGUGGCGCCAGGCCGCCAAUAUCCCCGCCAAGCCCUACUCGGACCCCAGCGUGCACGCCGUGGUGCUGCUCGACGGGCUGUGCAUCUUUAAGCGCGAGACGCACAUGAACGACCGGCCCAAGUACGCCAUCUACAAGUACGAGGUGGAGCUGGACCGCUGGUACCUGCGGCAGCCCGUGUCGGAGCGCGUGCUCUGGGAACUGGGCACCGGCUUCCACUGCACUGUGGGCAAGCUGUACCCAUCCUGCCUGGAGGAGUCCCCGUGGAAGCCGCCCGCCUACCUCUUCUCGCCCGACGGCGCCGAGGAGUUCAACAUGGAUGGGGAGCUGGUGUCCCUCCCCCUCGUAUAGCUUUCAGGCACCCCCCUGGUGAGCCAGCUGGGGGUGCGGGGCGCGGGAACCCUCGAAAGGACGCAGAAUCUGCCGCUCGGGGACCUUGGCUCCAAACAUAACGGACCUCGCAAACUUCUUUUCUUCUUGAGCUCAUAACGUGGUGGUGGUGGGUUGGGGGGGGGGUGUCUGCUCAAACACGUUUGCCCUCGCGGUUCCCAGGCUGAAGGAUUCGAAUCUCUUGGUUUGCUGCGUGGAGUUUGCAUGUUCUCCCCGUGCUUGCGUGGGGUUUUUGUUUUGUUUUUUGUUUUCCUGCGAGUACUCCGGCUUGCUCCCACAUUCCAAAACCAUGCAUGUCAGCUCAAUUGGCCAAACGUGUUGAGAGUUUUCCGUCGCUUUUUCUCUUCAAACACGAUCCACAAAAAAAGGUUUGGGAUACAGAGAAUUGGGACCGAGCCCUGCCGUGCACAGCAACUGUCCGCUCGUUGCGUCGGGAUGCCAUAACAGGGUAGCAAAGCACUACUUACUCCUAAAUGCAACUCGAAAUACUUUUUACAUUAAGGUGGCGCCAAAUCAACACUUUUCAACGUCCAAUUUUUCAGUUCAAUUGCCCUCGCCCAAAAAUCAGCUGGGAUAGGCGCCAAGUGGGAUCCAAAAUUGGUUGGCUGGCUCAUCUCUGGGUGCUUCAACACUCACCCCGCCCCUUUUCGAUCCCCCCCGUCCUCCGACCGUGUUUGGACAAUCUCUUCAGAGGAGCUGAGAGUGACCUCGGGAUUAAUCUAAUCAAGCAACUUUCUGAACAACAAAUAAAAUGUAAAAAAGGCUUGUUAUGGCAGUACAGGGGCAGGGAGACUGUAGAUACCCCCCUUGCCUCUCUUGGUUGUGGGCGACUGCGGGUCCAGUCGCUCGCCCACUCUGCCCUUGGCUACGCCCACUGCGCCUGGGGCCUUCCACACAACCAUCGUUUAACGCCUCACGCUAUGCUGGUGAUCGUCAUUGGUAACACAGACACAGACACCUCUUCUUAGCAGUUCUCAUUUCUAAGCUGCUGAAGUAUGAUAAAUAGCUAUUUUUCAUAUGUUUAAAACAUGUGUUACAGUUUGGGGCGGUGGGGGGGGGCGACAACCCGUUCUAUUUUGUAUUAGUGGUUUGUUUGUUUUUUUUUAAUGAAAAUUAGACAUUACUGUAGUGUGACUGUGGCUGGAAGUCGGUCCUCGUUCAUUAAGCGGGCCUGGGAGCUUGUUGCCCUGGAAACCAGCCCUUGGCAACCACUAGCAGGAGUCUGGCGUGGUGAGAUCUUAAACUCCAUGAGCACAGGUGCUUCAUGGCGGACGUUUGGAGCAUGUUUGGCUGCAUCGUAUUCCGUUGGCACUGUUUCCCCUCUGAACUAUAAUUUAUUAAAGUAUAAUCGAAAA